Messenger RNA from Phaedon cochleariae (mustard beetle), 1035 nucleotides. The record is from the annotation of a GenBank genome assembly. Lineage: Eukaryota; Metazoa; Arthropoda; Insecta; Coleoptera; Chrysomelidae.
AUGAAUUUGGGUCCGAUCAAUCCUUAUCAGAAUGGACUGAAUUACAUCGGUUUCAAUCAAGAUCAUGGAUGUUUUGCCUGUGCAACAACUACGGGCUUCAGAGUAUACAACUGUGAUCCCCUCAAAGAAAAAGAAAGACAAGAUUUCGAUAAUGGGGGGCUCAGCUUCAUUGAGAUGUUGUUCAGAUGUAAUUAUGUAGCAUUAGUUGGAGGAGGUACCAAACCCUUGUACCCAAAAAACAGAGUUUUGAUAUGGGAUGACCUGAAAAAAACUUCUGCAAUAUGUUUGGAGUUUAGUGCACCAGUUCUAGCAAUUAGAUUAAGAAGAGAUAGAAUUGUAGUAGUUUUGGAAGGUGUUAUAAAAGUGUAUACCUUCACACAGAACCCACAGCAACUCCAUGUCUUUGAAACAAAUUCAAAUACAAAGGGACUCUGUGUACUCUGUCCUAACAGUAAUAACUCUCUACUGGCUUUUCCAGGCAGGAAAACUGGUCAUGUCCAACUGGUAGACUUAGCCAAAACAGAAAAGCCACCAUUAGACAUAGCAGCACAUGAAGCAAAUCUUAGUUGUGUUUCACUGAAUCAACAGGGCACAUUAUUAGCUACAGCUAGUGAUAAGGGAACUCUCAUUAGAGUCUUCAGUACUCAAAGUGGACAGAAAAUUUCUGAACUGAGAAGAGGUACUAAUCAAGCUACAAUAUACUCUAUCAACUUCAACAAAAGUUCUACUUCACUUUGUGUUUCUUCUGAUCAUGGAACUGUACAUAUUUUUGCCCUAGAUAAUCCAAAAUUGAAUAAACAUUCAACACUGGCCAAUGCCACAUUCUUACCAAAAUAUUUCUCAUCAACAUGGUCUUUUUGCAAGUUUACUGUUCCCAAUGGUCCACCAUGUGUUUGUGCUUUUGGUACUGCUGAUAACUCUGUAAUUGUAAUUUGUGCUGAUGGCUGUUAUUACAAAUUCACUUUCAGUACAAAAGGAGAGUGUGUUCGUGAGACUUGUUCCCAGUUUUUGGAAAUGACUGAUGAUAAUUUGUAG